AGACUUCCUCACAAGAGAUAGUUUUGUAGGCCUAUUUCAAAAUGUGUCGAAGAAAUAUAUUGUUGGGUGAAAUACUUUGACUUCUUUCAGGGCCUAUUUGUCAUGUGAUGCUAUACUAGUCAGGCUGGAACUUGGUGUCUUAUUGCCAUAGUCUUAAGAUCUCUGCCUUAACAUAAAUGCUGGUCAGUUGUGCCUGAAUUCCAUAGGGAGAGGCGUGUAAUGACACAUGUCUGACCCACCCUUCCCAUCCUGGCCUGCACUACUUUUUCAGGCUAACUUUGGAGUAGCUUUGGCCAAGAGGGUCCAUUCAGAUGAUUGGGAAGUGGGGCUUAGAAUUUUAUUUUUAGUUUACAAAAGUGACGGGGGCUGUGUUAAAAGGAAAAAAAUAUACAGAUCAUGGUACAGGGACUGGGAAUAGGGGGAGGAACUGGGUGGGCUGUAGGUUAAUUAUAACACAGAGUGACCAGGGUAGGCUGGGUUGAGAAGGUGACAGUUUGACAGAGAUGUGAAGGGGGAGGAGUCAGUCAAGUAGAUAUCUGUGGUGAAGGCCUUCCAGACAGAAGGAACAGUUGGAAAAAAGUCAGAGGCUGAGUCGGUCCGACACAGCACAGAUGCCACAAGGACACCUGCGCACCGGCAGGAAGCUGAACAGAAGGCUGGAGGUGCCACGGUGACAGGGACUUGAUCCUGUUGGGCCAGGUGAAAGAUGUAACAGUCACUCGGCCUACACCCACAGUAUCGACCUUGUGAACCCAGCGACUUGACUGCCUUGGGUGAGUCUAGUCUGGGUUCUGCCCGCACACAUUCCUCGCUACCUUCUUCGUGUCUGAGAACCUCCAGCUUCACCUCCUUUUCUGGACCCAAGGGCCUGGCAGGGCUUCCAGCUGGGACCAGACCUCCAUGGAUCCACUCCAGAAACGGAAUCCAGCAUCACCUUCCAAAUCUUCCCUGAUGACAGCUGCAGAGACUUCCCAGGAAGAUCCAGCGUCCUCUCAGCCUUCUCACUCAGAACAGCCGAUGAUGGGCCUCAGUAACCUGAGCCCCGAUCCUGGCCCCAGCCAGGCUGUGCCUCUCCCAGAGGGGCUGCUCCACCAGCGGUACAGAGAGGAGAAGACGCUGGAAGAGCGGCAGUGGGAGAGGCUGGAGUUCCUUCAGAGGAAGAAAGCGUUCCUGCGGCACGUGAGGAGGAGACACCGCGAUCACAUGGCCCCCUAUGCUGUUGGGAGGGAAGCCAGAGUCUCCCCGUUAGGUGACCGAGGUCAGAAUCGAUUCCGAUGUGAAUGUCGAUACUGCCAGAGCCACAGGCCAAAUCUUUCUGGGAUCCCUGGGGAGAGUAACAGGGCCCCACAACCCUCCUCCUGGGAGACGCUGGUGCAGGGCCUCAGUGGCUUGACCCUCAGCCUAGGCACCAACCAGCCCGGGCCUCUGCCCGAAGCAGCACUCCAACCACAGGAGACAGAGGAGAAGCGCCAGCGAGAGAGGCAGCAGGAGAGCAAAAUAAUGUUUCAGAGGCUGCUGAAGCAGUGGUUAGAGGAAAACUGAGACGUGCACCCACAUGGGAUGGAGACCCAAAGGGACUGCCGUGUUGGCAGCGCCUGGGUGUGGGCCCAUUUUGGGGACCAGACACCAAGCUGUGGUUGGGAUGAGCGCCAGGACCUGUGUGCCGGGACACGUGGGAAUCCUCCCAGCAUGAUGCUUGACCGACCCCAGGAAGGUCCUCAUCUUUCGUGCCUGUCAUUCUCGGAUGGCUGUGAGGCAUUCCUUGGCAAGGGACGCUGCAUACCAGCGGUCCUCGCCGCAUCUCACGUGGCUCCCGUGAUGCAUGUUGUUGCUUUCCCACCCGGGAUCUCCAUCUCUCUUCCCUUCCUGCUGUCAGUAAGAGAUCACAUGUCUGUGUAGUGUGAAUGCCUUGUCGCUGUCCUGUGCUUUUGCACCAUUGAGUUGACUGCCUCUGAGAAGCAGCACUAGGCCUGUUGAAAUGCAAUGUGCUGCCCUGAGAUCGUUUCAAGAAUGGGCAGCUAAACGCAGUGUGGGAAAGGGAUGUGGAAUGAGAACUUGGCUGGUUCACCGCUGUACUGUUUGUGUAAUCAUUUAUGUAUGUGGUAAGCUACAUGUAUGUAAAUAUUGCAAUACCCCUAACAGCCGAGUAGUAUUCUCCCUUGCAGGAAUUUCUGAUGGGGUUCUUCAUCAUCAGUACCAAAUAAAUAUAUGUAGGAAUGGAAAA
Molecule: messenger RNA, 2224 nt
Organism: Chlorocebus sabaeus (green monkey)
Lineage: Eukaryota; Metazoa; Chordata; Mammalia; Primates; Cercopithecidae
Source: RefSeq, a predicted model, not a curated record